Molecule: messenger RNA, 2776 nt
Organism: Exophiala mesophila
Lineage: Eukaryota; Fungi; Ascomycota; Eurotiomycetes; Chaetothyriales; Herpotrichiellaceae
Exons: 1
Coding region: 430-2409 (659 amino acids)
Source: RefSeq, a predicted model, not a curated record
CUUCCACCCACUCCAUAUUUACACUGGACGACUUUUGUCCAACGUCCACAGCCCAACACAUCAUGGGACGACUUAGCCACUUAUUUCGACUACUCUUUGUUGUAUCUGCCUCCUGAUUAUUCACUAUACUCUCGCUUUUACUCGCUCGCAGGCGACGACACCGGUUGUCACCACUCAUCCCAGCCCCAUCCUUCUAGCCGCCACGCUCACACGACUCGCUUUAAAAACCUUUCCAGGCAACAAACAUCCGACCAAAGGCCUCGUUCGACCCAUCGCACAUGCUCGACUGUCCCGGCUCCAACCUUCCACUCGUUUUGGUCACACGUUGUUUGCUCUCGCGGCACUGAGCCUGAUUCGCGCUCCUCAGAUAUCUUCCCUGCAUGCGCCUCUCCAGCCUUUUCCUCGAAGUCCUCCACUUCAGCCUUCAACAUGUUGGUUCAAGAGUUGGUUCUAGAUAAUGAAACCAGAGAGUCCCAGGGGCUGUAUGAGCAGCAUUUCUCUUCCAUGUCCAAAUACUCGAGAUCCGAUGUUCGCUUUCCUAUGCCAGUCGCUGCCACUCGGAGACGAGUUCCAUCCAUCACCGCGGUCAAGACCCUAGCAGAUCAACACCAUGAUGCCGGUCAAUCCAUAGGUUCCCUGGAUACCAGAGCUCCUGACCUGUCUUUGCAGGACAUAGAACAACCGGACCCAUAUAUUGACCAGCAGCAUCCAUUCUCAAGCUUACAAUCAGAAACAGAAGAUGAAAGGAGGCGGCCUCGACUAUCACUGGACGACCUCCCACUCGAGGUGCAGGGGAGAAUCCUAGAUCACAUCUUUGGAGACAUGCAUUCUAUUUAUGCCGGUUCGACGUCUUUGCGAGGCAAGAGUGUAUCAUCACUCAUGCGCCAUCCUCGCCGAAAAGCUGUUUCAGAUCUGGCAUUGGUGUCGCACGCCUGGCGGGGACUGGUGCAAGAACGAAUAUAUCGACAUAUCAAGAUCAAAGGCACCCGGGCUGGUCUCGCCGAGUCAGAGGCAUAUUUCGUCAAUCAUAUGCAUCUGAUCAGCUACGUUCGACAUAUCGAAUUUUGGGUUCCUGUCUGGGGUGAUAAGGCCGCUCUUGAUCACCGCACUCUUGAACCCUUCAUACCAGCCAACGAUCGAAGAAUCACCAGUUACUUCGCACAGCAAGCCAACGAGUCCUUGAUACCCGCCAAUGAUCUCCUCGGUUUUUCGUUCAAACUAUCUGCCUACACUGCCACUUUGUCCGAGAUCUUUUCCCACAUCGCCUGCUUCUUUCCCCAUGCGCGAGUCUUCACUCUUGAAGGUGGUCAUUGCAAGAAAUCCAACAUGAUCCGGCACUUUCCCAAAACGUUAUUUCCCAGACCAGACCAAGCUCUAGAGAAACUUCCGAACAUCCGCACCUUUGCCAUGCGCGGCGCUUGGAACGUAAUGCGUGAAUACAGUCAUUGGCAAACCAUCGAGCAAGCACUUCCCAAUGUCCAAGAGUGGCAUUGUGGAUAUGCCAAACCUCGUCCAGAAGCCGAUAUGACGAUCAACAACAUUCUAUCCAAGUUACCCAAUAGAUUCCGCCACGUCAAUAUCUCUCUUGAUGGAAUGUAUUCCAAAGAUCCCACCACACUCGGAUCGAGUUUCUCCCCGGGUCAAUCACAUCUCUGCGAACGAAUAGGCCGAGUGCUUCCUCGUCUCGAAUCAUUAUCAUACACUGGCAAGAUCUGUGAAUGCAUGUGGUCAUCUGCCCUGUCAGCACUGCGGUACUCAAAACAAGAACCUCGACUCAAAGCACUGGAAAUUGUGGUCAAAUCCUGCUGUCGACAGCGAGUUACGGACUACGACCCCGAAACCGGUGAAACGAUCGUCCACGAACUUGGAGGUGUAAUCGCCGAUGGAGCAGGUAUCACGAACCUGGUCUUCAUACGUGCCUUCGAGAGACUGGUACUUGAAACCGUUCAAGCCCUACCCUAUUUCCCCCAUCUCGAUUACAUACGGAUACGGUUCAUCGAUCUCGACAGUCCAUGCACCCUAUUGAAUCCAUACUGGCUGAUGGAAAAGGGGGUCGUGUAUGGAAUAUGGAACGAGGAGAUUGUAGAGCGCUUGGCCGCCUUGAAACCGAACGUUCAAUACGAGGAAUUGGGCGAUGGAAUCGAAUAUGCCGGAUGGCAGAAAGGACAUGCGAGAAAUAUGGGAUCGACCUCAUCUGCCGACACCGGUGGUGACGAUGCUGACGACGCGGUCUCCAGACCACCAACAGGACUCGGGCCUGUAAUUGGGGCGACUUCGCCUGUUAACAACAUGGGCGCCGGUGUUGGGGUUGGAGGAGGUCAAGGGUCUUGCAGUCUCUAUCCAAAGUGGAGACCUCGAAGUAUCAAGACGAGUUCGUACAGGAUCGUGGCCGAUGCGAGGGGGGCUUGAAGGUGAGGUUGAGGUUGAGGUUGAGGUUUCGCGCAUAGAGAUGGCGAGGCGCGGAGUGAUUGUUUGUUUCUUCAGCGAGGACCAUCAUGUCUUGUUUUGUUUUUGCGAGCGGGUCAAAUGAACCACAUCAUGCACUGGAGACAUUUAUAAAGAGCAAUGGGACGGCGCCUGACUGGGCGGUCGGAGUGAAAAUGGAUACGGGAAUGGAUAUGGGAAUGGGCACAGCAAUGGAGUGCAAAUGGAUAUGGACAUGGACAUGGAUGGCUAUUGAAAUGGACACGAGCGAGGGUUAUGAAUUGAUUCACUUACACAUUCAAUCACUUCCUUUCCUCUCUUCUCCAUAGUUUUAAGCGAGCAAUUGAGCGAC